AUGAAGCCGGCUCUUCUUCUCCUUCUCCUCGCCUUCACAGCUUUUCAGUUAGCGCUAUGCGAUCGUGAGUUUUUUCAAAAAAUUUCGCAACAGAAACAAAAUGCAAGAUUUCAGGGAACUUUCCAUCAAUUUUCACAGGCGAAAUGUGUCGGUAACUUGCCAUAUUCACCUUGACUUUUUCGGUUUUUUCAGCCGAUUUCAAUAUCGAAACUAUUUCCAAAGCGAAUUCGAUUCGAAGGGAAUACGCGAAGAAAAACAACGUGGCGAACAUGAAUAAACUGGUAGGGGAGCACUUUUUGAGAACGUUUUUCUCCAAAAUAACUUUAGACUAUGAGCUUCCACCUGAUAACCAUUGCUCAACGACUGGCUCCGGAAUGCGAAAAAGUCCGUCCCGGCUCCAUUUACCGUUACGUUCUUCUGAAACCGGAUGCGGCAGCGGCGGCGCAUGAGGAGAAUUUGAAACUUUAUCUGGAUUAUACUUAUGCUCGAAAUAGACCGCUUUGGAACGAACGGGUCCGGAGCAUGGAGCAGGACACCGCCUAUCAUCUCGAGUUUUUGGUCGCCGAACAGCGACAAAUCGGAUGUACUUUUGCAAAUUGUACGAGGACCGUCAGGGAUGAGCAGACGCUCGAGUAUACUACCAUCAACUACGGAGCAUUGUGCUUGCUCGGGCCUGAGUGAGUUUGAAGCCGAAGUAUCUCAGCUGCUUGUAGAGAUUUCAAAAAGUUGGCAACUCAUGAAAUGUACACAAUAUCUUGAUGAAUAAUUUGUUAGUUGACGACUUUUUGAUAUCUCAUUCCGUUUCUGAGAUGUAUCAAGAUUUGGAGGCGUUGCGCAGAAAACGGAGACAUUGUCGGUCUAUUCUUAACUUUCAAUAGCCAGCUCAGAGGCGUCUUACAGUCCUUUCAAGCUCUUCUUUGAAAUUGCCUUUUCCAGACGCCUCUUCCAAGGGGACCGUCCGAAAUGGUACGCGUUCGACGAGAAGAAGGGCGAUCCGGGGUCCGCGUGUCUUCAGGGACUCGUCAACGACGACGGACUCUGCGUGCUGCCGCCUCCGCAACGUGGCGUCACCAGAAUUCCCAAACCGACGUACAUCCCUCCGAGUACUGCUCCGCCGGGCACCGCGCCCACAAAACUCGGUCAGUUUUCGGAUGAAUCGUUCGAAAAACCCCGUUGUUUUGUGUAGAGACCGAUGAGAUUAACGAUUUCUUCCUUUUCAAUGAGUUGCGACGGAAUUGGGCUCGAAACAACGGAGUGUCGAACAUGUGGCGAGUGGUAAGAAUCUGAAGACGUCGUGCUGCUUUUUACCAGUUGACAACCUUUUUGUGCCGCCAUUUCUAAGACUACAGUAGCUCAAGUCGUCACUGAUUUCAGUUAUUUAUCAACAACUCUGUCUUUUUUCUAGGAGCCCGACUAUGAUCUGCGUCUCAAAGCGCAAAAAUUGGCGGCGGAGGACUGUGAGAAAGUUUGGCCGACCGAGAACUAUCGCUAUUUUAUGAGACAUACGGAUAAAACGAAUAAAGAAGUGGCCGCCGCGACGCACGAGAUCUUCAAGACGAAGAUCGACACGAUUCUCCACGAGUGGGACCGCAAGGAGUUUGAAAAUGCAAUCUUCCGGCUCGAGGAACUCGACCGGGACACCGCCAGCGUCAUGGAAUUCCUCAUUGCGGAGCAGAGAGACUUUGGAUGUGCCUCGGCGUCGUGUGCUCGGACGGUCCUCAAUCCGAAGACUUUGGAGUAUCAGACGAUCGAAUACGAGAAUCUUUGUCUCUUCGGACCCAGGUAUGAUGGUCCCUCACCGACCACCAAUCACAAUAUCCUUUGGUUGCAGCGGAAAACUGAUGGCCAAUCCGCCGUACAACUAUAGUCGGACCCUGCCGCCGUUCAAUCAGAAAUACGGAGAGUUGGCGUCGGAUUGUGGUCCCGAUGGAAUCAAAGAACCGAAAGAGGACGGAGGUGUGCUGUGCGUCCGCAAAAUUCCCCGCAUUUCGAUCGAACCGCGGAAACCGGUGGCUCAGGCGCUCGUUAUGAUCGAACCGAAGAUGGAGAUGAUCCAGAUUACCGCCGUCUCGGAGCAUUCUCUCAACUGGCGUCUCGUUGCGAUUCUUGUGUGUUUGGCUAUAAUGAACUGA
Molecule: messenger RNA, 2132 nt
Organism: Caenorhabditis sp. 36 PRJEB53466
Lineage: Eukaryota; Metazoa; Nematoda; Chromadorea; Rhabditida; Rhabditidae
Source: the annotation of a GenBank genome assembly